AGCUGUGCUGUGGUCCUUUACUGAUUAUUGAUCAUCUAUGAUUACCUCUAGUGCUUGAUUUGUUUUAUUUCAAUGCAUAUGGGAUAUGGGUUCCUCAUUCUCAGCUGAUUUGAAACACCUGCUGCUUAUCAUCUCUGUUUUAGGAAGAGAGAUGGGUAGUCUUCUAAAUUUUGAAUUUAAAUUUGUCUUAUCAUUGGAAGAUUGGACCAGCUCUGGCUUCAGGUUUUUCUCUCUUUUGCCAAUGAUGGGCUUGUUGCAAACCCAGCAUACCAACAAGCUUUAACAAAAGCCCUCCCAUUACUCUGGAGAAAUGUUAGGCUUGUCUAAGAAAGUUUCCUAGGAUAGGAUACCUUUGUUGCACUGAAGGGUUAAGGUGUACAAAAAAUAGGAGCAAAAUCCACCAUUGUAUCACUGUCAUUCUUCUUUUCCUUGACUUUAGUGGAGAAUGUUGGGCUGAUAGAGAAUGCAAUGGGUAAUGUUCAGAAUGCUAUAGAUAUUUCCCUAUACUGAGCUUUUCAUGCUCUGUGAAAUUAUACAUAGGUUUGAGAAAUACUUUUCUGGUAUUUUGAGGGUAGUUUCCAUUGAGAGAGCUUUUGAUGGUGUUUUGGAAAAAUAAGAGUAAGGAUUGAAAUUGUGAACUGCUGUGCUGUCAGUUGGUCAUGGAAAACUCUUCUUUUGUAUCUUCAAUGAUAAGAAAAGGUAAUGGAAUACUAGUGGUAACUUUACUAGGCACUGAGCUUCAUUAGCUUAAAGUGGGCAGAUUAACCUCAUUUGAAUGCGGAGGAGUAGGUGUGCACUAAAUAAAAUGAGUUUCCUUUAGUGCUACUUCCACUAUGAGUUGUGGAUUUCAUGUGUAAGCACAUUUUGAGCUCCUUGUUUCAGUAUAAGAAGCCCAAGGAGUUGAGAAGUUUAACACAUAGCCAGUGGAGAAAUGGCAUUGCAAAAGAAAUAUGUUGGUUUUCUGGUUCUUCUUGUGGUUCUGGGCAUCACUGGGUUCAAAGGAGUUGAUGCAGCUGGUGAAUGUGGGAAUGCUUCCCCAGACACAGAAGCUUGGAAGCUGGCUCCUUGUGAAGCUGCAGCACAAAAUGAGAAAGCUGCCCCUUCCAAGAGCUGCUGUCUUCAGGUGAAGAAGAUCGGCCAGAACCCAGACUGCCUUUGUGCUGUCAUGCUUUCUAAUACAGCUAAAAGCUCUGGAAUCAAGCCAGAAGUUGCUGUGACCAUUCCCAAGCGUUGCAACCUUGCUGAUCGUCCAGUGGGUUACAAGUGUGGAGCUUAUACUCUGCCUUGAACCCUGAAGGUAGAUUCACGGUUCUAAUGAAAUAUGAAGUACCUGCUCUUAGUAGUAACAGUGUGCUAGAGUUUGUGCUCCUGUUGCUAGUCCAUCUAGCCGCAACAGGCAAAAAAUGUGUGAUAAAUAAAUUAUCGUGUUUUAUGAUGUUGGAUAAUAAAUAAUGUGUUUGUUAUAAUAAAGAAUGCAUCUUCUUCCCUGAGGGGGGUA
Vitis vinifera (wine grape) is the source of this 1498-nucleotide messenger RNA. RefSeq names its product putative lipid-transfer protein DIR1. NCBI's taxonomy places the organism in Eukaryota, Viridiplantae, Streptophyta, Magnoliopsida, Vitales, Vitaceae. The coding region runs from base 932 to 1288 and encodes 118 amino acids. Gene Ontology annotation, molecular function: fatty acid binding. The transcript has 2 exons. Gene Ontology annotation, biological process: systemic acquired resistance. The record is from RefSeq and is a predicted model, not a curated record.